UUUAUCUCUUGAUUAUAGAACUGAAUGAUGAGAACCAGAAUGCGGAGAGCCUUUGUACCACUUUUUUCAAUGGAACUUGAAUGCAACACAGCAGCAGGAGGACUCUCUGCGCAUGCUCGCCUCGUAGCUUUAGCAUUAUUAGUCCACUGUAAUGUCUGUGUGCUCCUAAGGCGUGUUGUCAUCUCGCCACAUCGCUGUGUUUCUUCCUCGCAUGAGUUGGGGUACCUGCGGCUGUCAGGGGUCGUCCAUGAUUCACAGAGAGCUGUAGCUACGGUACAGCAGGAGGAAAAGCACUAUGUCGGCCAAUAAAACAAAGAAAGUCAAAAUGGCUACUAAAUCUUGUCCUGAAUGCGACCAACAGAUUCCUGUUGCGUGCAAGUCCUGCCCGUGUGGUUAUGUGUUUAUUAGCAGAAAACUACUCAAUGCUAAAUUAAAUGAGCGCUCUUCUCCGGCCAUAGCAGACAAGCUGGACUUUAAGCGGAGGAGGACGGAGCGCAUCCGCAGAGAGAGGAUAGACUCUUCUCUGACCAAUGACAUGGAGAACAGGAGGAGACCCCGCACCAACAGCCAAUCAGAUCCCAUCCGGAGGGGGCGUGGCAGACCAAAGACUGUGGGAUUGAAGAAACCAGAUGAGGACAAAGAGAAACAGGAGAAAGAGGUGGAUAUGUAUGCCAGUCUUUCCGAUGAGAAGGCUUUUGUGUUUUCUGUCGCCUUGGCUGAGAUCAACCGCAAGAUCCUGGGUCAGAGACUCAUCCUAUAGACCUGAUGGAACCUAUCACUGAAUAACUUCUCAUUGGAGAGGGAGACCAAAGAGCUUUGACCUGCAAGUGUUUCACUCUGAUGACGGGGUGUGGCUGCUGAAGCUUCACACUGAGGCGUCCACCACAGACUGCACACACACGUCUGUACACUAACAGCACCAGCAUGGUUUGUGUUGUAACAAUGGGACGAUGCAUUGAUGAUAUUUCCCAACAGUUGUGUAGAUUCAAACAUCCGAGUAUAAAUAUCCACAGCCAUCCACACCAUGAUGUGCUCUUGAUUUAAGUGGAUGAAGAAAUACUACAUUCAUCUGAAGACAGGAACACCCUCAGCAGACAGUGGAUCACAUUAAUGGAAGGCAGCAGGACUCUCAGCUGUGUGCGUUCCGAUGAACUGAAGAUAUAUAAUAGGAUCGUCAUUGUUCUGUGAUCUGUGAGUAAUAUUGAGCCUCCUUGAAGAGUUCAAGCUUUCACUUCACUUAUGAAUCCCUGAACAAGAUUAAGACGUUUCAUCUCCUUCUAAAUUUUACAAACCAUAAUGUCAUUAAUAACUGCUACGUACAGUACACACGGUGUGUUUACUAGUUGGUUUUAAGGGCAAGUUGGAUUGUUUUGGAUAGAUUUCACCUUGCUUCGUUUGUGGAUGAAAGUAAAUAAAUGCAAUCAACUCAAGACAGUGUGUAGCUGUCCAGCUGUGAUACAGGAAGUCAGACAAAUAUUUAUCAGAUUGUGAGAUAGUGCUGAUGUACUGAAUAUGUUUCUUUUAAAAUAAAAUAUUUUUUUUAGCAAUC
Molecule: messenger RNA, 1549 nt
Organism: Trematomus bernacchii (emerald rockcod)
Lineage: Eukaryota; Metazoa; Chordata; Actinopteri; Perciformes; Nototheniidae
Gene: hdip1
Product: chromosome unknown C16orf87 homolog
Exons: 4
Coding region: 296-760 (154 amino acids)
Source: RefSeq, a predicted model, not a curated record